AUGCCUUCUAAAUCUAUCCGUCACCUUACACGCCUACCCCUAUACCUCUUCCUCCAGCCCGCAAUCAGACCCUCCACCACCAUCACCAUCAUCCACCAUGCUCUCCGGGCCCCCAAACCCCGGUACCUAUCCUCAUCUACUCCAUACCACAUAAGAAAGUCUCCCACAAACAACCGCCACAAUGGCUUCACUACAGAACCACCUAAGCACACUUCCACCCGGACCAAGUUCACCGGGUCCGACGCACCACCCCUCAGCUUCUGGGAAACCUACGCCCGGCCGCCCCUAGUACCCCCGGACACCGUGACCCCGGAGGCCUGCCACACCGCAUGCAAGCAAUACGUAUCUCUCGCCCUCGAGAACCUUCCGAACUGGCAACGGCGGUGCCCCUCGCUCUUCACUUUGCAAUACGUCAUCUUAGUCCUCAUGAACUCGCCCGGCAGCACCGCUUUAGCAAUGCACAUCACGCACACCCUCGUAUCUCUAGACUACGCCCCCGCCAUCCUCAGCCUCGCAUACCUAGGCUUCCGCUCCGGCCAACUAGAGUCCAACAUCCACCUAACCCAAGCCAAACAAGGCCUCGAGCGCCUCUCCUCACUCACCCCGCCCAAUCGCAGCAGCAGCAGCAGCAGCACCUACCGCGCCGACGCGCUGACCCUGGCCGGACUCAUCGCCGCCUCGCGCCAAACCCCCAAAGACGACACCCGGGCCCUAAACCUCUUCACCGAAGCCAGCACCGCCUUCACCUCUUCCGCAACCGCGCAGUGGCAGUGGCGCGCCAGCGCCGUCCUCGCGGAAGGCAAGAUCCACGCGCGGCGGUCGCGCCCGGACCUCGCGCGCGCGGUAUACGCGGCGCACGCCCGCGAGCUGGAUAACGCGGACGUGCUGUACGCGUACGCCAUGCUUCUGGAGCGCACCGACCCGGCGCGCGUGCCCAUGCUCGAGCGGGCCGCCGUGAGCGCCUGCGCGGGCGCCGCGCGCGAGAUGGCGCGGGUCGAGCUCGAGCGCGCCGAGGACGCGGGGCUGAGCAAGGGGGAGCGGUACGUUAGGCGGGUUUUGGCGGAUGAGUGGUUGAGGAUCGCGGGGGAGAAGGAGGCUGCAUAG
Molecule: messenger RNA, 1104 nt
Organism: Annulohypoxylon truncatum
Lineage: Eukaryota; Fungi; Ascomycota; Sordariomycetes; Xylariales; Hypoxylaceae
Exons: 1
Coding region: 1-1104 (367 amino acids)
Source: RefSeq, a predicted model, not a curated record